AUGGAGACCCAGCGCUGUGGAUUAAUUGGCCUAAAGUUGGGCAUAUAUCCCAUGUGGACUAAAAAUGGCGAGAAGAUACCGGACAACCACGCCAUGCGCUACAUCCCUCCCUCCGAUUUGGAUAAGUAUUUGAGUCUGAAGGACCCUCGUGGAGACUGGUUGACUAAUCGUCACGUGCCCUCCUGGGUGAAUCAGCGGCGUUGGGGUCUGCAGUUGGUUGGCGCGAUGUCGGCUGACCCGGCUGAGUUUACCCCCGAGUGGUGUGGUCUUUUCACCUCUUUGGGCAUUCCUCCGAAACGUAGAAUAUCCCGCUUUAUGGUCAGUCCUGACGCUGCUCUUGAUCCAGGCACUCCCCUCACGAUUAAUCACUUUCGCGUUGGUGAUUAUAUCGACGUAACAGCAAGAACAAUAAACCGUGGUUUCCAGGGCGUAAUCGAACGCUGGGGCAUGAGUGGAGGUCCUGCAGCCCACGGCAGCACCAAAUUCCAUCGAAGAAUCGGUAGUCUUGCGGGUGCAGGUAGAAAAGUUUUACGGGGUAAGAGAAUGCAUGGCGUAAUGGGGAAUCGGUUUCGUUCGGCGCGAGGUCUUCAGAUUCUUCGAAUGAACCCGCGACUGAAUUUAGUCUACUUAUCCGGCCCUACGCCCGGCCCAGUACACUCAUAUUGUCUCCUUCACGACUCUUGGUUGAUCAAUCGACGCCAUGAGAGGGAAGAAAAUCCCCCACCAAAUCCCACUUGGUUUCCCUCCAGUUUGCCCUCUGAGUCGACUGAGGCUCAAUAUGCGAGUGAAAAUCUUUUUGACGAAUUUGCUGAGGAUAUUUACUACCACACACUGCAUCGAUUUGACGAUCCGAGCAUUACGUUCGGGGAAGGUGAUGAAAAUGAAACUUCGAAAGGCUAUUUUUUCGAGGCCGGAAAAGCAGGAAAAGAAUCAGGAAAGGCUAAAGCCAAGGCUAUUUCCCGUUCCCACAGGGCUGGUUUACAGUUCCCCGUUGGUCGUAUUCACCGUCAUUUAAAGACUCGUACAACAAGCCAUGGCCGUGUAGGUGCCACUGCAGCCGUGUACUCUGCAGCCAUUUUGGAAUAUUUGACUGCUGAAGUAUUGGAGCUGGCUGGCAACGCAAGUAAAGAUUUAAAGGUGAAACGUAUCACUCCUCGUCACUUGCAGUUGGCUAUUCGUGGUGAUGAAGAAUUAGACACGCUUAUUAAGGCAACGAUCGCUGGAGGUGGUGUGAUUCCUCACAUUCACAAGUCUCUUAUUGGCAAGAAGCCACUUCAACCCAAACCGCUUGUUUAA
This is a messenger RNA of Rodentolepis nana, 1296 nucleotides long. NCBI's taxonomy places the organism in Eukaryota, Metazoa, Platyhelminthes, Cestoda, Cyclophyllidea, Hymenolepididae. The record is from the annotation of a GenBank genome assembly.